Messenger RNA from Zea mays, 1693 nucleotides. RefSeq lists its product as uncharacterized. The record is from RefSeq and is marked validated. Bases 411 to 1433 code for a protein of 340 amino acids. Lineage: Eukaryota; Viridiplantae; Streptophyta; Magnoliopsida; Poales; Poaceae. The transcript has a single exon.
ACCGUCUCUUCUGUUCUGCCCUGCUCGUGCUCGUGCAUUCACCCACCGGGGCGGGCGUCUCUCUCACCGCCUUGCCACGCCAGCACGCCACUGUGCUCUGCCUCUGCUCGACUGCUCCUCCAUAUUAAGAGGCCCUCCCGCGCGCCCGCCUCUCGCCGUGCUCGUCGUCCCUUCGUUACCCGGGUCAGUGCCGCCGUCGGUAGCAGAGGAGCAGUAGGUGGCCAGUCAGUCAGCCAAUUGUCCGCUCGUCCACUCCGUUCGAGCUCUCCUACUCUUCACCACCCACCCAUCCAUCCAUCCAUCCAUCGGCGAGCGCGAGAGCACACUGUUGCAUUGCUGAUCGCUCCGUCUCCGCUGCCGACGAGGACGAGGAAGAACGAGGGAGAGACGCAGACAGGCUGCGUUGCGCCAUGAGGAGAGCAGGGGGGCUAUCGCGCGCGGGCCACGGCGCGGCGCCGGCGGCGGGGGUCAUGCGGGCGGCGGCGUCCGCGUUCUUCGCGGGGUACCACUGCUUCACCUCCGUGGCGGCGCUGCUGGCGCUGCCGUUCUCGGCGGCGGUGCUGGUGGCCGAGGCGGCGGCGGCGGCGCCAGCGCCGGCGCCGGUGGCGCUGCGCGCGCUAGCGGCGCGGCUGCGCGCCGUGUUCGCCGCCGCGGGGUUCCCGCCCUCGCCCUUCUUCGCGCUGCUCGAGGCCAAGCUGUCGCAGACCGUCUUCACGUUCGCCGCCGCGCUGCCGUUCGCGCUCACCUUCCUGCUGCUCGCCAAGGCCUGCGUCGCCGCCAUGCUCCGGGACGACGCCGCGUCGCCGAGGCGGCACCGGCGGCGCAGGUGGCCCGGCGUCGCCGCGCUCCCGGCGUGCGGGGCCGUCGCGCGCGCGUACCCGGCCGUGCUCGCCACGCACGUCCUCGGCGCCUUCCUCAUGCUGUCCGCCAACGCGGCGGCGUUCUCGCUGCUGCUGCUGGCGUUCGGCGCGGCCGACCUGCUGGGGCUCACGUCCCGCGCCUGGACGCUGGCGCUCUCGGCCGCGGGCGCCGUCGCCUACUCGCUGGCGGUCGGGGUCGCCGCCGUGGUCUGCAACCUCGCCGUCGUCGUGGCCGCCACGGAGCCCGGGUGCGCGGGCCACGCCGCGGUGCUCAGGGCCUGCGUCGCGAUCCGGGGCCGGGUGUCCACGGCGCUCGCGCUCGCGCUGCCUACCAACCUCGGCAUGGCCGCCGCCGAGGCGCUCUUCGGCCUCCGCGUCGUCGCGCAGCGACGCAGGGACGGGAGGCUCGCGCCGGCCGUCGCCGCCGAGGCCUUCUCCAUCGCCUACAUCCACGCGGUCUGCGUCGUGCUGGAGAUCAUCGUCGCCUGCGUGUUCUACAGGAGCUGCAAGAGGAGCGAAGCGGACGAGCUCAGAGAGCUCGAGCCAGAGGAGAAGGGAGACCUCCAGGCUUGAUCACCUAUUCACCUAUCACCUUCAGGCAGCUCCAGUCUGCUGCAUGCACAUUGCACAAGGGAAGAAGAAAGGAAAACCCCACACACAAAUAGUAGCGCCAUAGUUUGUCUUUCUGGUGAAAACCAACAGGAUCAGAUCAUAGGGUACAGAGCUGAUCCAGAGAAAUAUAGUGGCAAGCCGACAUAGAUUUCUGCAAAAUGUUUCUUUUUUUUAUGUAAAGCAAAUUGUAAAAGUUGAGUUCAAAUAAUAUCUGUCUAUUC